GCUCAUUUCUGCACGGCACCUGGACGACUUGCUUCUGCUGAGAUGAUCUGAAGCCCUUUCAGAGAAAGGGGACCAUCAUCGUGCACUGAGUUUGCCGCCUGGAGCCGCAGCGUGAGCCGGAGCAUCCACCUGCGACUGCAGCUGCGCGACUGAACAGAAGAGGCAGCAGCGGCUGACUUGUCGAGGUCAACUCCAGUCAUGCAGAAGACCAGCUCCGGAGCGGGCGACAGCCGAGGUCUGGGCGGGGACGGAACGACUGACACCAGUGGUUCUGCUCAGAUCCCACCCAGCGGGUCGUACACGACCAGCUCCAGCAGUUCCGGACUCGCUCGUGGGCCCGACGGCACCAGCUUCACCGCAAAGGCCUCUGGAGGGGGGCUGACGGCAUCCAGCGGGUCGGGCUUCAGAAGCGGUUCUGCCCGAGGGUCUGCGAGCUCAGGAGGGGAAGGGAGGAGAGAUCCGGGCCCCGGGGUUCUGCUGGGUUCGGCCAAGACCAGCCAUGGAGGAGGAGGAGCAGGGGAGGCCAGGAGGAACUCGCCGGCGGCCGCCAAGCUCUGGUCGGCGCCCAAACACAAGAAGGUCUCCACCGUGGGCGGCUGGCCGGACGUGUUCGACGGAAGCUCCAGUCCCGAGUCUUCUCCCGAGUACAGCAGGAAGGACUACGGUGGUGCCACCAGCAGAGGGCGAUCUCAGAGCAGAGAGAGUGAGAUCAGAGCCAGACUGCAGAGCGCCUCGCCACCCGCCAGCUGGACGGAGCUGGACGAGGUCAAGCGUCUGCUGCGAGGCAAGCGCUCGGGCAGCGCCAGCCCGCCGCGCUCGCCCAACAACACCCUGCCCAUCCCCAAGAAGGGCAGCGUGGAGAGCAGGGCCCCGGCGGAGACCUCCGGCCCAGAGCUCUACAGCAGCGUCUGGUCCUCCGGCGUCAACACCAACCCCAACAACCUGUCCGGCGGCCGCUGCUCUCCAGGCGCUCAGAAGAAGGUGACCCUCAGCGCUCCCGCCGUCAGCAACGGCCUCCUGUACAGCAGCUCAGUUCCCACCUACGGAGUCCAGAACAACCUGCUGGGUUCCGCUCCUGCUGCUUUCCCUUCCGCCGGCUCCAACCUGCCGACGGUCUACGGCGUCCAGAAGAACCUCUCUCCGCCGGGACUGGGCUCCGCGCGCAUCAACGCUCCGAGUGCCGAGGACUCGAGCAAGGACUUCAAGUCGGUCCACAUGGAGCUGGGAGCUCCAGUGGAGAAGAAGAGCGAGCGCUUGAUCGUGAUCAAGGACUCGGGGAAGCAGUUCAUGUCUGACCCUCCGGCGCCCUCAGGUGCGCUCUACUCCGACGACUCGCUCAAGAGAGAGAAGCAGAAGCUGUCGGCCGCCAACGUGGACCUGGUGCACGGGGUGAACUACGGGCCGCCCAAAACCGCCACCAAGGACAAGUCCACCUACGCAGUGGUCGGCGCCGACGACCCGGGCUGCGGCCUGUGCUCCUGCUGCAGCUGGUGGAAGUGGCUGCUGGCGCUGCUCCUCAGUCUGCUCACGCUGCUGGGACUCCUGUUUGGACUCGUUGCUCUGGGCCAGGAAGUCAAAGGCUUGAGGAGCCGGGUGGAGGCUCUGGAGUCCACGUCGGCGCGCACCAGCCGCCUGGAGUCCAGCUACCCGCUGGGCACCGACAACGCCAUCAACUUUGGAGACGGCGUGGCGCUGAAGCGGAGGGUGGAGCAGCUGGUCCGAGAGGAGCUGGCCUCCGGCGCCGCGAGAGAUUCGGUGCUCCACUCUCUGAAAGGAGCCAAGGGCGAGCCUGGAGCCAAAGGUGACCCCGGCCAGCUGGGACUCAAAGGUGACGCUGGAUUCCCGGGUCAGCCAGGUCCACCGGGCCAGACGGGCCGACCCGGCGCCGAUGGAGCGCGCGGCGCCAAAGGAAAUUCAGGGGAGGCGGGGCCGGAGGGUCCAGCGGGCCCCAGGGGCAGGGAGGGCCUUCCCGGACCACGAGGAGACACUGGAGCGCCUGGCUUUGGAGCCAAAGGAGACAGAGGAUCUCCCGGUGACCCCGGUCGCCCCGGACCUGCCGGGGUCACGGGACCCGUCGGACCAAAGGGAUCAGCAGGAGAGCAGGGGGCACCCGGAGGUCCAGGUUCGCCAGGUCAGAAGGGCUUCCAGGGCGAAGCAGGACCUCAGGGACCCAAAGGCGACAGAGGAACGCCAGGCCUCGGCGGGGGCAAAGGGGACCCGGGUGAGAGGGGGCCGCGAGGACCGCAAGGCGAAGCAGGACAAGCUGGAGCCAGCGGUCCUGCAGGGUCGAAAGGCUCCAAGGGAACAGCUGGUGACCCCGGCUCAAUGGGACUUCCUGGUGUGAGAGGACCCCCAGGUCUCCCCGGAGAUGCAGGUCCAGCAGGCUCUCAGGGACUGCAGGGACCUCCAGGUGUUGCUGGUGUCCCUGGUCAGCCGGGCGUCCAAGGUGAGCCGGGGUCGCCCGGGAGGGUCAUCGCUCCAGCUGGCUCCGACACCGUGGCCGUCCCGGGACCACCCGGCCCUGCUGGGCCUCCGGGUCCAGCUGGGUCACCUGGUUUGUCAGGACCGAUUGGGCCUGCAGGUGUACCAGGACAACCAGGUCCAAAAGGGGAGCGAGGAGAGCGAGGAGAGCAAGGCAGGACCACUCCUGCGUCGGAUCCCUCUCCUGCGGGAGCACGUCCUGGCCCACCUGGACCCCCAGGUCCUCCUGGAGCGCCCGGUCGUCCAGGCGACAGCACACAAGGACCACCAGGACGGCGAGGACCACCUGGAGAGCCAGGUCUUGGCUCACCAGGACCACGAGGCCCGAAGGGAGAGCCUGGCAGCUUCCUGCCAACCUCAGAGACCUUCUUCGCCGGACCUCCAGGACCUCCAGGACCACAAGGAUCAACCGGAGAGCGAGGACCACCCGGUUAUCGAGGUGAACCAGGUCAACCAGGACUACCAGGAAGUCCAGGGGAGCCGGGUCUUGGGUAUCCGGGUCAGCCAGGACCUCAAGGACCAGCCGGACCUCAAGGGGAGCCAGGAAUCCCAGGCGGCUCUGCAGUUGUACCAGGUGGCUUCUCCAUACCUGGACCCCAGGGCCCUCCCGGCCCACCAGGUCCACCGGGCCGCGACGGCAGCGGGUCACUGGAUGUGGGCCAGUACAUCACAGACUACCUGCAGAGGGGAACCUUCAGUCAGUACCUAGGUGGACCACCCGGGCCUCCUGGUCCUCCAGGUCCACCGGGUGAUGGCUCGGUGGAGGAUGUGGCGAACCACGUCAUCGCGUAUCUCCAGAGUCAUGGUCGAGGAUACUCCACUGCCGCUGGUCGCCCUGGUCCACCAGGUCCACCUGGCUCAGUGUCUCUCAACGACAUCGUCGCAUUACUCCAGCGAGAAGAUCUGAGGAACUAUAUUGCUGGCCCGCCCGGCCCACCGGGACCUCCAGGAGGUCAGGAUGUGGUGGAACGUGUCCUCAGUUUGGUGAAUGAAAAGGGCCUCCUGGCGGCCCCUGGACCUCCUGGACCUCCCGGCGCUCCGGGCCUCCCAGGGAACGUGGUUUCCACUGGGUAUCAGGCCGUCAUGGGCCCUCAGGGCCCCCCUGGGAUCCCUGGGGUUGCAGGCCCACCUGGCCCAGCGGGGCCACCUGGAGCACCAGGAGUGAGUAACUUCAUCAGCUCCGACAUCCGGGACUACCUGCAGAACGUGGACUUCAGAGGUGCCCCUGGUCUCCCCGGUCCACCUGGACCACAGGGUCCUCCGGGACCAAUCAGCGGCAUGGUUUCUUUUGCUGAACACGCCAGGUCGGACAAGCUGAGAGGAGAACAUCAGGACUACGUGAAGACUGCCUUCGGACUGCCUGGUCCUCCCGGCCAGAAGGGGGAGCCAGGCGUGCCCGGCAGCAGUUACUGGGGCGACGAUGGCCACUUCUCCAACAUGGUGGCUCGCGUGACGGACCACAUCAGAGCUCACGGUCUGCUGCGAGACUCUGUCCAGGGCCCGCCAGGUCCGCCGGGCCCGCCGGGACACAGCCAGUGGUUGGGCUCCAUGGAGAACAUGGUGGACUACCUCAAAUCCCAAGGAUUGUUGGCUCCAGGCCAAGGGCCGCGAGGGCCGCCUGGGCCGCCGGGGCCGCCGGGGAGCCUGCGCUGGUUCGGAUCUCAUGGGAACGCCACAGACCUGGUGGAGUACAUCAGAUCGCACGGCGCCAUGCACGACAUCAUCCGCGACUACACCAACCACAUCUUCCAGGGACCCCCGGGACCGCCUGGGCCCGAGGGCCACGUCCGAUGGUCUGGUUCUCCGAGGAACGCCACAGACCUUGUGGAGUACCUGCAGGCUCGCGGCCUGCUGCUGGACCCCAGGCAGAAUUACUACCACCCUGGUGAAAGGGGACUUCCUGGACCACCGGGACCUCCCGGACCAGCGGGACCCAGCCGAGUGUUCGGGUCACCGGCCAACGUCGUUGAUUUGGUGGACUUCAUUAAAGAACAUGGAGCCAUCGUAGGACCAGCUGGGAGACCUGGACCCAGAGGACAGAUGGGCUACCCAGGACCCAAGGGAGAGAAAGGAGACCAAGGUCAGGAAGGUCAGCGGGGACAGAAAGGUGACAAAGGAGACUUCAGUCUGCUGACCAGAGCCAGGAGGAACGCUGGAGUCUGAGGGUCCAAGGGCCGAGUCAAGUGUCGGCUCCCAGCGACAUUAGCACUCAGCUACAUUAGCACCCGGCUACAUUAGCGCCAUCUAGAUUAGCACCCCAGCUACAUUAGCACUCAGCUACAUUAGCGCCAGCUAGAUUAGCACCCCAGCUACAUUAGCACUCAGCUACAUUAGCGCCAGCUACAUUAGCACCCCAGCUACAUUAGCACUCAGCUACAUUAGCGCCAGCUAGAUUAGCACCCCAGCUACAUUAGCACUCAGUUACAUUAGCGCCAGCUAGAUUAGCACCCCAGCUACAUUAGCACUCAGCUACAUUAGUGCCAGGUACAUUAGCACUCAGCUACAUUAGCGCCAGCUAGAUUAGCACCCCAGCUACAUUAGCACUCAGCUACAUUAGUGCCAGGUACAUUAGCACUCAGCUACAUUAGUGCCAGCUAGAUUAGCACCCCAGCUACAUUAGCACUCAGUUACAUUAGCAGCCGGUUACAUUAGCACCCAGCUACAUUAGCACUAAGUUACAUUAGCACUCAGCUACAUUAGCACUCAGUUGCAUGAGCGCCCAGCUAGAUUAGCGUCCUCUUCAGCUUCGUUGGUUCCUGCUGCUUUAUUCAAGGGGAGGGGCUACGGGGGACAUGAGGUUUUAGCACCUUAGCAAGAGUUGAGCUCCAAGCCUGUGUCCCUUUUCUUAGACGCUUGGUUCGGGAUGACAUGACUGCGUUUGCGCUCGUGGCUCGCUCCACGCAGCAGGCGCUGGGGGCGUGGCCUCCACCACACCGCGCUGGUGUGAACAGUGUUUUGCAGUUGUGUUCAGGGACUUCACUUUUUGUUUUGCUCAUACUUUUGGAAGUUUUGGAAUAAAAGCCCGCAGGGACGU
This is a messenger RNA of Synchiropus splendidus (mandarinfish), 5515 nucleotides long. RefSeq names its product collagen alpha-1(XVII) chain-like. The record is from RefSeq and is a predicted model, not a curated record. The transcript has 54 exons. Lineage: Eukaryota; Metazoa; Chordata; Actinopteri; Syngnathiformes; Callionymidae. Bases 199 to 4644 code for a protein of 1481 amino acids.